AUGCCGCUCCGCUGCGAGUGCCCUCGUUGCCGCAAGCUGGUUGUGCCCAGCAUUGCCUUCGAUCCCCACGAGCUGCCGCUUGGGGGCUUGGCCAGCCAGUGCCCUUACUGCCACAAGCCCAUCAGGGUGAUUCGAACCUCGGAGAAGCGUGUGGAGUCAGCGAUCAGCUGCGUGACGGUGGCUGGAUCCGUGGCCCUGUGCACCGCGUCCUUCGCCCACCUUGCAGUUCCAGCAGGUUUAGCACCGGCUGUGUGUGCAGUCACUGCCGCCCAGGACAUGCUGCUGGGCACGGUCCGGAAGGACCCCUGGAAGCGCCGCGCUGGCGCAUUGGGACUUCUCUCUGCAGGCUGCACAGUGAGCCUCGCAGCGGCAGACAAGGUGCGCGUGGUGGGCCAGGCCAGCAUCGGCCGGCUCGGCGGCCAGACCGCUUUCGUCUACACGCGCCGGGGCCUGGAGAAUGCCAAGAGUGCAGUUUCGGCACGGAAUGCUGCGAAGAACGCAGCUGGACACUGGCUGCGUCUGAAGGCCGGUGCGAAGAGCAUCUACGAGGUUGGGCUGUCUUUCUGGCCCCCACCGCCUCCCGCCGAGUUGCCCGUGCGGGAAAUUGAGCUUCAGGUGUUUCGGUCGGCGGAGCCGCAGCCAGAGGAGCCAAGGCAGGACAUGCUGGCAGCAGAGACCGUUGACGAUGACGGCUGGCAGGUGUUGCCAGCUGACGCAGCGAAUAUCUUGAGGCAAGAGGAGCUGUCUCUGUGCGGGAAGUACGACGCCAGGGAUGAGUGGCUGCUGCUGUCCGACACAACCUCCCAACUGCGCUUCUCGGCCCAGUGCGGUGCAGAGGCAAACUGCGCGGCACUGAGGGCUUGA
Symbiodinium natans is the source of this 864-nucleotide messenger RNA. The record is from the annotation of a GenBank genome assembly. Lineage: Eukaryota; Dinophyceae; Suessiales; Symbiodiniaceae.